Messenger RNA from Hypomesus transpacificus, 2226 nucleotides. Its product is annotated as G-protein coupled receptor family C group 6 member A-like. Gene Ontology annotation, cellular component: membrane. The transcript is spliced from 5 exons. Bases 1 to 2226 code for a protein of 741 amino acids. Gene Ontology annotation, biological process: G protein-coupled receptor signaling pathway. Gene Ontology annotation, molecular function: G protein-coupled receptor activity. Lineage: Eukaryota; Metazoa; Chordata; Actinopteri; Osmeriformes; Osmeridae. The record is from RefSeq and is a predicted model, not a curated record.
AUGACACGGUGCGAGGAGCAGUGCACCGUCCAGAACUUUCGAAAAUCUCCACUGGGUGGAGACGUCAAACCAGGAAUACUUGAUGGACCCCCGCCCCUUUACCAGACCAAGGCCAUGGUCCGGCUGAUGGUGGACAGUGGCUGGAGCUGGGUGGGUGUGGUCAUCACCGACAACGACUACGGACACUCGGCUCUCGACGCCCUUUUGGCUCAGACCUCAGAGAGAGGGAUUUGCGUGGCCUUCAAGGUGACCAUCCCCAACUUGCUGAGCGACCCUGACUACUCCUCAGCUGUGACGAGGGUCGCCAACGUCAUCCUGACAAACCCCCGCGUCAAGGUGGUGGUGGCGUUUGUGACGUCCACUCACAUGGAGUUCCUCUUACCGAAGUUGAAGGCCCUGGAGGAUAAGCAGAAGGAGUCAGCCUCAGGAGGAAGGGUGUGGCUGGCCAGCGACGGCUGGUCGUCAACUCCCGAAGUGGCAAGAAACCUGGAUCUGAAGAGCAUCGGGCAGGUAGUAGGCUUCACAUUUAAAAGUAGCAACCUGGAGUCCUACCGCAAGUAUCUGCAGAGACUGAAUGAGACCAAGGAGGAGGAGAGAAGACAUAACCCCUUCCUGGAUGAGAUCCUGGAGAAUGGAGAGCUGGACCUGGAAGAGCUGGGUAAGAAGAGCCAGGAUGAGACGGUGUUCAGCGUGGAGUUGGCUGUGAGGGCUCUGGCCCAGGCCGUGAUCGGAGUCUGCAGCAGCAGGAACUGCACCCAGAAAAGCAUUGAGCCGUGGGAGGUCCUGAGAGCUUUAAAGCAGGGCUUUGAAUUUGAGCAGGAUGGGGAAACUUAUUGUUUUGAGGAGAAUGGAGAAAUCAACCUGGGCUAUGAAGUCACUCUCUGGAAUUCUAAGGAGGGGAAGGUGCAAGUGGGCGACAUUGUGGCAGAGUACCACCCUGUGAACGACAGCUUCACACACACCAUCCUGCCCCUCGCUGCUUACCUCACAGACCUGAAGGAAGUAGUGUCCAGGUGCUCAGAGAGCUGUCUUCCUGGUCAGAGGAAGCAGACGUUUGAAGGACAGCAACACACCUGCUGUCACAAGUGCAUCAACUGUACGGAGAACCACUACUCCAACAGCACAGACAUGGACCACUGCCUUUCCUGUGACACAGACAGAGAGUGGUCUGAGAAGGGCAGCUCCAGGUGCACCCCUAAAACCCUGGAGUAUUUCUCCUGGGACGAUGGCUUUGCGGUGGUCUUACUAACGCUGGCCGCCCUGGGCAUCCUCCUGUCCCUCCUGGUGGGGGCGCUGUUCCUGCACCAGCGCCAAACCCCCGUGGUGAAGGCGGCAGGCGGGGGGCUGUGCCAGGUCAUCCUGCUGUCUCUGAUUGGUAGUUUCAUCAGCACCAUGGUGUUCGUGGGCAAGCCCAGCGACCUGACCUGCAAGGUUCGCCAGGUGCUGUUCGGCCUGAGCUUCACGCUGUGCGUCUCCUGCAUCCUGGUCAAGUCGCUGAAGAUCCUGCUGGCGUUCCAGUUCAACCCGGCGCUGGGGCGGGUGUUUCGCCGCCUCUACCAGCCCCACAUCAUUGUCUGUGGUUGCCUCACCCUGCAGCUCCUCACCUGCCUCCUCUGGCUCCUCCUCUCGAGCAGCCCCCGAGAGAAGCUGUCCUUCCAUCCCACCUCGAUGCUGGCCGAGUGCGACGAAGGCUCCUAUGUGGCGUUCGGCGUGAUGCUGUCUUACAUCGCCGUCCUGGCGCUGGUCUGCUUCUUCUGCGCCUUCAAGGGCCGCAAGCUGCCCCAGAAGUACAACGAGGCCAAGUUCAUCACCUUGGGCAUGCUCUUGUACCUCAUCUCCUGGGCGAUCUUCGUCCCUGUGUACAUCACCACAUCUGGGAAGUACCUGCCGGCGGUGGAGAUGGGGGUCAUCCUCAUCUCCUCCUACGGAAUCCUUGGCUGUCACUUCCUGCCCAAGUGCUACAUCAUCCUGUUCCGGAAGGAGCACAACACCAAGGACGCUUUCAUCCAGGACGUGCACAACUACGCCUUCCGGGACCAGAACACUGUGUCCGCCUGUGAGUGCGAUUUACCAGAGGACAAACGCACAGGUCCUCCUUUCACCAUCAGCGUGCCCUCGAUGUCCCUGCCCCAACCACACAUACUGGCGGCACCACACCAGGUCCCAGCAGGGAGCAAGGGAUACUUGAACAGGCAUGCACGUCUCAGGAGAUGCACCAGCACCUGA